Molecule: messenger RNA, 829 nt
Organism: Rotaria sordida
Lineage: Eukaryota; Metazoa; Rotifera; Eurotatoria; Philodinida; Philodinidae
Source: the annotation of a GenBank genome assembly
AAUAAAUGUUGCUCGUGGUGGAAUAAUUGAUGAAAAAAGUCUUAUUCAUGGUCUUAAUUCUGGUCAAUGUGGUGGUGCUGCUCUUGAUGUAUUUGAACAAGAACCACCUACUGAUUUGAAACUUCUUCAACAUCCAUUAGUUAUAUGUACACCUCAUUUAGGUGCAAGUACUCGUGAAGCACAAAAACGUGUAGCUAUUGAAUUAGCUCAACAAAUAAUUGAUUUUAAACAAGGACAUUCAUUAUUUGGUGUUGUUAAUGGAUCAGCAGUUACAUCACAAUUUGCACAAGGUAAUAGAGCUAUUUUAUUACUUUCAAAACGAUUAGGACAAAUUAUUGGAGCAUCAUCAAUAUCAACACCAACUCAAAUUUCACUUUCAUUUAAUCAUACUGUAUCGGAUCAUUUAUUUGAAGCUGUUGAAAUUUAUUUUUCUUAUGGAUAUUUACAUGAAAAAGGCAAUAAACGUGUUAAUUUUGUUAAUGCUCUUCAUUUAUUCGAAAUUAAAAUGAAAAGAAUUGUUGAUAAAAAUCAAGAAUUAAAUAAUGUAUUAGUUGUUCGUAUAUCCGGUGAUAGUAAAAUAAAAGAAUUAUCUGGUAUUAUUUCUGGCGAUCAUUUAUGGUUAGAUUGUAUAAAUCAAUGUCGUUUUAUUGCUCAUGUGCCACUCGAUGAUGAAAAUACUCAUGUUGUUGUUCGACCAAUAAAAGGAUCAUUUAUGGAUUAUCUUCGUGACAAUACAUCACAAUUAAAUAAUCGAAUAUCGGCUGUUUUUGAUACAACACCUUCAACAGGAAAUAUUCAAGAUGAACGUUGGUGUGCCCUACUUUUAUAA